AUGAAUUACGGUACAAUCCCCAAUGUGGUUUCAGCCGACGGCAAUUCAAGCGGCCCCAACAAAAAAUCAACAUGUACUUAUAUUGCCGAAUUCCUCGAAUCCCGUGCAAUGCAAUGGAUUAUCUUAAUUUUGGUAACCGUGGACGUGCUCGCUCUAAUGGUCAUAACUAUAAUCAAAUUAUUUCAUCCGGAUGACACCUCCCUCAUAGGACUCUUAUCAAACUUGAUAUUCGUUAUCAACACUGGUUUUCUAGUUGAGAUGCUUCUAAGAUUUAUCGUAUUUGGCCCAACCUAUUUUUACAAUGGCAAGUAUGGCCCUUUACAUGGUUUGGACAUGUUGAUAGUCCUUGCAACCUUCGGUUUUGAACUCCUCUUUGAGGAUAAAGAUAAAGAAGUGGUCGAAUUAUUAUUGUUGUUACGGUUUUGGCGUAUAAUAAAGAUAUGGAAUGUAGAAAAGAUUGACCACAACGAAUUACCAGAACGUCCUGCUUUUCAUGUUAUAUUCGUUAUGGAUCGAGGGGGCUCGAUGGGUGCUUCUGAUAUCACACCGCAGAAAAAUUCUCGUAAUUACAACUACUUACGAUCCUUUCAUAACAAUCGUCUUGGUGCUGCGUACGAUGCGGUUUGUUCAUUCAUGGAAACUCGAUUGCACACAUAUCAACAAUCCGUAGGAUCUCCGUUGAUUGCUAAACAGGAUAUGGUAUCGCUUGUCAUUUUCGAUGAUAAAGUAGAUGUAGCCUUCGAAAACAAAAGCUUGGACGUCAAUUUACUCUUUGACAAGAUGCUUGAAUAUAAAGCCACAAAAGGCCGUUCCGAUUAUAUUGUCGCCAUUAAUAAAGUAGACGAAAUUGUCACCAAACAUUUUGAUGCCAAAAGGUUAAACGUUGUAAUCUUUCUCUCGGAUGGGGAAGUGGAAUUGCCCAAACUUAACAACUUGGACUCGGUUUGUAAACGCAAUGCCGAAAGGGGUUCGUCACUAUAUCUCUAUACUGUACAUAUUGGUCCGGAUACCGGACACUACGCAUUGGAAAUGAUGUCCGACGUCGCGAAAACUUAUAACCCACCGGACCACUUAUCUUCUCAGGUUUCAAUGGUCAUGGACGAGGUUAUGUUAAAAAACCUUCUCAUUAGGAUGGCGAUUGUUUUACAAGAUCAAAAGGCGGUAAUGCCAGAGAAACGUUGGUGGAUAGUUCAGGUUACGAGAAAGCUGUGUGGCGCUUCUAGCUGA
This is a messenger RNA of Funneliformis mosseae, 1227 nucleotides long. NCBI's taxonomy places the organism in Eukaryota, Fungi, Glomeromycota, Glomeromycetes, Glomerales, Glomeraceae. The record is from the annotation of a GenBank genome assembly.